This is a messenger RNA of Carassius gibelio (silver crucian carp), 429 nucleotides long. Its product is annotated as histone H3-like. The record is from RefSeq and is a predicted model, not a curated record. The transcript has a single exon. Gene Ontology annotation, molecular function: DNA binding; protein heterodimerization activity; structural constituent of chromatin. The coding region runs from base 17 to 427 and encodes 136 amino acids. Lineage: Eukaryota; Metazoa; Chordata; Actinopteri; Cypriniformes; Cyprinidae. Gene Ontology annotation, cellular component: nucleosome.
CAGGAAACUCGAGAAAAUGGCAAGAACCAAGCAAACCGCCCGUAAAUCCACCGGAGGUAAAGCCCCGAGGAAGCAGCUCGCCACCAAAGCCGCCCGUAAGAGCGCUCCGGCCACCGGCGGCGUCAAGAAGCCUCACCGCUACAGGCCCGGCACCGUGGCUCUGCGAGAGAUCCGUCGCUACCAGAAGUCCACCGAGCUGCUGAUCCGCAAGCUGCCCUUCCAGCGUCUGGUGCGAGAGAUCGCUCAGGACUUCAAGACGGACCUGCGCUUCCAGAGCUCCGCCGUCAUGGCCCUGCAGGAGUCCAGCGAGGCUUAUCUGGUCGGUCUGUUCGAGGACACCAACCUGUGCGCCAUCCACGCCAAGAGAGUCACCAUCAUGCCCAAAGACAUCCAGCUGGCCCGCCGCAUCCGUGGAGAGCGCGCCUAAAC